CGCCUGUCGAGUGAGGGUGUGUGAAUUUUCGCGCCGAAACAUCGCGCCAAAAUUACGACAUUGUGUUCAAAACUUUUACGAAUAUAACAUCUCAUGUGUACUAACGUUUUAAUUGUUUAAUUCAUUGAAUCGUUUAAAGUGAAGUGUUUUUUUUUAAUAUAUUUAAAUGGGAAGUGAUUAAAUGUGAUUUUCGUGUAAAAUGCAAGUUGCAUAAGUGAACUUUGAAAGCUGAAUUCUUGAAAGAUCAGCAAUGGAGUUGAAGUCUCCGAAAGCGAAAAAAAAGUCACCAAUAGCGUGGAAGAAAAUGCUCCGGUCGCCAGCUCUACUCCUCCUCCUGCUAGGUUCGAUAAACUGUGACAUUGACAGCGAUUUGAAUUUAGAACAUUCGAACUCUAGCCAAAGUGAUUUGAAAUUUAGGCAUAGACACGAAGUGAGUAACGACAGUUUCAUAGACAAGAAAGUUUUGAGUGAAAUAAAGUAUUUGAGGCGGCAUUUAAAUAAGGAGAUAAUUAAUUUCGUAAUGACAGAUGUUUUGAUUGAUGGUGAGAUUGAAAAUCGAGUGCAUUUUAAUGGUGUGACAGCUAAGGAGACCUUCGUUGGUGUUAAUGGAAGCGGGUUGAAGCUCCGACAACUCACCGAUGGCCGCCAUCUUAUACAAAUUAUAUACACACCAAACGGCGCAAUACAAGACUGCGAAUACAUAAGAGAACCGAAAUCAGCUAGAAAUUUUCUAAAAACAUUAAGAAAAGAAUUAAAACUGGCGUUAGAUGAAGAAACUUACAGGAUAACAGAUAAACGAUUGAACACAUUCGAAAAUGAAAAAUUUUACCGCCAUUUCGGCAACGUCACGUUUAGAAUCCUAAAAGAUGGCGAGAAGUUGCCGCCAGAUGUCGCUGAUUGGUUAAAUUACGACAGAUUAAAAAAUGAAUGUUUCGAAAGACACGAAGAAUUGACAUAUAUGAUGGAGAAUAGGAAUAAAUUAAGCGACGCUACUCUUUCGAGAAAAAAACGCGACGCUAUGGAAUUGCUCCGCGUACCCGGAACUAAAUGGUGCGGGAAAGGUUACUCAGCGACACGGUAUUCCCAGCUCGGUGGUCACACGAGGACAGAUAGAUGCUGCAGAGUUCACGAUCUAAGAUGCCCCUUCUGGAUAGGCGGCAUGGAGAAGAAAUUCGGGCUUUAUAAUUGGCGCGUAAACACGCUUAUGCACUGCAGGUGUGAUGAGAGAUUUCGCGCGUGUCUUAAACUGGCGGAUACGUCAGUGUCAAACAUGGUUGGUAAGCUGUUCUUCAACAUCGUCCAGACAAAAUGUUUCAUACUGAAACCGGUCAAGAUGUGCACGCAGCGAUCAUGGUGGGGCAAAUGUCUGCGGAGGGGUUACAUGAAGCAAGCGUUCUUAAGAGAUAAUCUCCCUUAUUAAAAAAAAUAAAACAUUUAAGUAACAAAUAAACUGUCAAAGCAAUAUUGUUGAAACAUAACUUGCAAAAUUAAUAAGAACAUAUUUAUUUUACUCUGUCAACAUUGCUGUCAUAAAUAUUCAAACUGGCAUCAUUAUUUUUCAUUUAAAUAGCAUAACAUUAUUACAAUCGAUCCUAAGUGAUAAUUGGAAUUAAUUUGCAAAAUAAUUAGUUAUAAAAAAGUUAUAAUAAUUUUUAGUAUUCUUUUAUUAAAUUUAAAAAGACCUUUUACAAAAUGAAAAAGGUAGUCAUUUAUAAAAAUAUAAUUAUUUCAUUUUUAUUAUUUAUUAUAUAGGCAUAGAAUACUCGUUUCGUUCCUAUUUGAACAUAAUUUAUUCAUAAUAGUUAAUAACGCCUCUGCAAAAUAACAGAUUAAAAAUAAAAUUGGAGUGGCUUUUUAGCUGAUAUAUACAGCCUAUAAGAUUUAAAAAUAUUUUCUCGAAAAUGAUGAAUCUAAAUUCUCAAUUUGAAAUAUCUGACAACCGUUUGAAGAUAUUUAUAAUUCACGCAUAAUAUGUUAACGAAUAGUUAAACUAUAUCGUUCGGAUUAUUUUAUUACGAAAAUAAUAAUCUUUGCCAUUUUUUACAAAAAAAAAGUUGCCUAAACUCGGUCCUGUGUCCUGAGCGUUUAGUGGUUUUCUGACCAUCUAUUUAAACCAAGUCAAUCCCAUAAUCAUUUGGAACAUUUUGAAAUUAAAACGAUUAGUUUCGAUUAAACUUUAACACUGUAGAUAUUAUUUUCUGACAUAACUUUAUCUGGUUCAUUUCAACUUUAUUUGGUCAUUGAUACGCAUAUUGCAAUGCAGUGUUCUUCCAAACUUAAUCUUUAAUACAUUUAUUUUCUAUGUAUUUUCAAUAUGCAAAUUUGCUCUAAAAUCUGGCAACACUGCUUAUGUAUUUAUAAACAAGGGAAAAACUACAAUAAAUAAUUAAUAUCAAUGGCUACUUUUGAGAUUAAAAGUAAAAAAGUCACUUUAAAAUUCAGAAUAUUUUUUUUAAUAAUUUAAAUAAUAUUCAUAUUUCUAAACCCCACUGCCAUUGAGUUCUAGAUAAAAAAUAUAUUCUAAAUUAUUAUACAUAGCACUGUACAUAAUGUAAGUAACAGAUUAUAUAGAAUGGAUGAUUUAUUUAUUAUCUACAAUUGUAUUCGAUUAAAUUAUACUAAUCUAAUUAAGUUUGUAAAUUAUCUUCAGUAAAUAAAUCAACGUUUGUUUUAAACGGCUGUUUUUAAUUGAUAUAAAAAUGGCGCUGAGUAAUGAAAUUAAUAAUUUUAACAACUUUUAAGAAUAUGUCGAAUAUUUAAUAUGAUAGUCAAUUUGAUAUUUAAAUAGCAGUAGAAAUGGAUGUUGCUAACCUUUUAAAAUUUCUCGUAAAAAAUUCAGUAGUUUUGUAUUAGUAAUUCUGCUCUAUACUAGAUGGCGUUAGUAGUACUUAGAUUUGCCAGUUUUUAAUUAAGUUUAGUGGGUUACUGUAGAGCUUAGAAUAAAAUAAAACGUUUGGCAAAUGUUUUUUAAAAAUUUAAAGCAUGAGUAAUUUUUUUUUUCAAGUUGUCACAUAUUUGUAUUAAAUAGAAUAAGUAGUAUAUUCCAGUUGAGUUCAAUAGCGAUCAUGAACUUAAAACAAAAAUGUCGUCCGAUUUAAUAAAAAAUAAUUAGUAUAAGGUUAGUUGUUACUGCGCGAAGUUCCUGUAUUUGACAAUAUUUGUGUAGUAUAUAUGUGAUUGUGUAUUUUAAGAAUAAUUAAAUAUUUAUUAAUAAGUACAUAAUUAUUUUAUUUUUUUAAUAUAUUUGAAAUAUCAUUUAUAAUCUGUCGUUAUUUUUUAUUUGUAUCUUCACGGUGGUUUAAAAUAAGGUUGAGGUUUUAUUUCGUAAUGGAAUCUGUGCUUAGUACUCUUUGUAGGUAUUCGAUUUUCCUCUAAAAUUUCAACAAUCUAAAGAAAGCAGAAAUAAAAUAUUUAGAAAUUGA
Nymphalis io (European peacock) is the source of this 3422-nucleotide messenger RNA. RefSeq lists its product as uncharacterized. The transcript is spliced from 5 exons. NCBI's taxonomy places the organism in Eukaryota, Metazoa, Arthropoda, Insecta, Lepidoptera, Nymphalidae. The coding region runs from base 251 to 1420 and encodes 389 amino acids. The record is from RefSeq and is a predicted model, not a curated record. Gene Ontology annotation, molecular function: A2-type glycerophospholipase activity. Gene Ontology annotation, biological process: phospholipid metabolic process; arachidonate secretion.